This is a messenger RNA of Dermochelys coriacea (leatherback sea turtle), 1871 nucleotides long. It is a transcript of the gene METAP1D, whose product is annotated as methionyl aminopeptidase type 1D, mitochondrial. The coding region runs from base 330 to 1349 and encodes 339 amino acids. NCBI's taxonomy places the organism in Eukaryota, Metazoa, Chordata, Testudines, Dermochelyidae. The transcript is spliced from 10 exons. Gene Ontology annotation, molecular function: metalloaminopeptidase activity. Gene Ontology annotation, biological process: proteolysis. The record is from RefSeq and is a predicted model, not a curated record.
GGGCGAGGCGACAGGCCCCGGCGGGGGCGGGCUCUCCUCUAGCCUCGCUCUCCCGCUUCCGUUCUCAAAGGAACCUCGGCCAGGAAAGCCGCGCUCCAGGGACCGCCGGGCCGGCUGAGAGCGGGGCAAAGCCCCAGGCGCUCCCUGCUCCGAGCCCCGGCGGGCAGAGUGGCUCAGGCUGGGCUGGGGCGCUGCAGGAUCGGCUGCCCGCGACCAGGCUAGAGGGCGGGCUGUGCGCGCGCUGCGCGCCCCUCCCGCCGGGCAGGCCCCCUGCCCCCACCUGGGCCGCAGCUGCCCGUGCCCACGUGACCCUGGCCCAUCUGUUCAAGAUGGCGGCGCCCAGGGCCGUCUGCACGCUGGUGAGCGGAGGGUGUGUGACUCACUGCCGUGGAGUUUUCUCUUCACUGGUCAAUCAUAUCUGCUUACACAAGCAGUCAUGCAGUCAACAAAGAAGAUAUUUCUUUUUCCAGAGACAAAGAAAUACUGCUUAUAGUAUAGUUCGGCCAGCUAUAGUUUCUCUAGCUCACCCAGUUCCUAAGCACAUAAAGAAGCCAGACUAUGUGACGACAGGCAUUGUACCAGACUGGGGAGACUACAUAGAAAUUAAGAAUGAAGAUCAGAUUCAAGGGCUUCAUCAGGCUUGUCAACUGGCCUGUCAUAUUCUACUUCUAGCUGGAAAGAGUUUAAAGGUUGGCAUGACAACUGAAGAAAUAGAUUCCAUUGUUCAUCAUGAAAUAAUCAGACAAAAUGCCUAUCCUUCACCUCUAGGCUAUGGAGGUUUUCCCAAAUCUGUUUGUACCUCUGUGAACAACGUGGUAUGUCAUGGUAUUCCUGACAGUCGACCUCUUCAGGAUGGAGACAUUAUCAACAUUGAUGUCACAGUAUAUUACAAUGGCUACCAUGGUGACACUUCUGAAACAUUUUUGGUGGGCAAUGUGGAUAAAUCUGGUCAAAAGUUAGUGGAGGUUGCCAGGAAAUGCAGAGAUGAAGCAAUUGCAGCUUGCAGACCAGGGGCUCCCUUCUCUGUAAUUGGAAACACAAUCAGCCACAUAGCACAUCAGAAUGAUUUCCGAGUCUGCCCCUACUUUGUUGGGCAUGGAAUAGGAUCUUACUUCCAUGGACACCCUGAAGUUUGGCAUCAUGACAAUGACAAUGAUUUGUUAAUGGAAGAGGGAAUGGCGUUUACAAUAGAGCCAAUAAUAAUGGAAGGAUCCCCUGAAUUUAAGAUCCUAGAGGAUAAAUGGACUGCAGUUUCUGUCGACAAUAAAAGAUCAGCCCAGUUUGAGCAUACCAUUGUAAUUACAUCAGGAGGAGCAGAAAGCCUUACUAAAGUAUUGGAAGAAUCUUAAGGAUGGCUCAAGAAGUGGCUGAAGUUACUGUGCUCCUGGAAUGCCUGUCAGCUUUACCAAGCCAGAGGAGGUUUCUGGAACUUUUACGGGGAAUAGGUGCUGUGGCUCGUUAGAGGAAAGGUAGUGGACAGCUUUUAGAGCAGAUGUGAGUGACACGUACUGCGGAUCAUUGCCUGAUAAGUAUUUAAUACAAAUGAGUUGAUUUGUGUAAAUCUUGAAGCUACCGUGCACACUCUAAAAGCAAGAAGAGUUUGGGUUCUUAAUUAUGAAGGGUGGGGGGGAAGGGGACAGAUACACAAAGGUAUUACUCCUGCUUCCAGAUGCUUACACUGGACAAACACGUAUCGGAUGAUUCUUAGUAAAUGCAACUGAGAAGACAGAGGAAAAUGGUAGUUUCCUCUUAUAUCUGAACUGUGGAGAGCUAUGGAACAAUUUCCCUUCCUUGUGAUUAGCACACUGCGAUUUCCCAAGCUUGUGAUCUACGCUAGUAGGAAAACUAAAUAAAUAAAUUCAAAUACUUAA